GAGCAGGAGGUUGGACUAGAUGACCUCCUGAGGUCCCUUCCAACCCUGAUAUUCUAUGAUUCUAACUCACUAACAGUGUAGAUAAAUGCAGGAGGUGUUGUGCAUUAAGCAGCAGCACACAUAGCAGUAGAUGUCAGAAGCACUUCUCCUAAAAGAGAGAGGAGGGGAAAUGUUGACCUGGAUUAUCCUUUAUAUGCAUAUUGGAAAAGUGUCAUGGGAUCUUUGAUUUCACCAUGGGCAGAGGUGGGAUGGGAUUACCUUGCUUUAAAUAGCCUAUGAUUUCAGGAAAGAUUUAAUUGCUAUGCUUUCCACUAUGCCUGAAAUACCUUCCAAAUCCUGCAUGCCCUGUAACCUCCCUUUCCUUCAUAUUCCUCCUCACAACUCGCCUAUUCCCACGCUCUCUCCAAAUCUGACUCCUACACCCAUGCUGUCCUUCUAACGUAGGUAGGAUAAUAACAUUUAAAAAGUUGGUAGUGCUGUGACCCAAAGUAUAAAGGAAGCAACCUUAUUAGCUUGCCCUGCGUCGUUUCCCCUUCUAUUAUGUCAUACCAUAUCCAAUUUACAAUUGAAAUAGACUUACUACCGCUAUAUAGCACCUUCCUCACAAUUGACUUCCUUGGAACUGUUUGUGGGGUAAGGCACAAUCUCAUGUGAGUAAGGGUAUCAGAAUCUGACCCUUAGAUUGUAAACUCUUUGCGGCAGGGAUUAUCUCUGAGUUCUCGCUGUAAAUAAUUAUAUACUUAAAUUAAUCCCUAGCACCAGCACUCUACAAUGGGUGAAGAGGGAUAGGAAGGUGUCUCCAUUUUAGCAUUAUGGAGUGUGAGGUCUGCGUGGUUUCCAAAGUCCAGUUUGAAAGGUGACAAUUUACAAUUCACAGUUAUGAGAGCAAAGCAUUUGCACAAGGGAAAGGCAGACAGAACUCUGGUUUUGGUUCUUCUCUUCCACAGGGCUGUACCCAGAGUUCAUUCCAGGUGGGCACAGUGAUCCAGUUCUUCUUUAUGCUUCUUUCCAGGGCCUCCAACCAGAGCCCAUUCCGUGUGGGUCUGGACAUUUAGUUCUGGUUUUGUUCCUCCCCUCCAAGGAGUUGUACUGGAUAUUUGAAAGAUCAUGAAUAAUUAUUGAUAUAAAGUUUGUUUUUGUCUCAUGUUUUGUGAACCUGUCUUUUGAGAGGCUGGGUAAGGAUGGGUGAAAAUUGGAAGAGGAAUCCUGGUCCCUGUCGUUCUCCAAAAGUUUCAUGCAUACAAGUUCCUCCAUCUGCUCAGGAUACCUACUUACUGAAGGACCUGAAGCGAGGCCAGAAAUGCUACCUCUACAGCAUCAUGAGAGUUUAUGACAGCAAACCUCUGAGGGAAAUGCUGUCGCAUCAGUACAUGCUCAAUCUCCAGCGCCAGAAUUUGCUGGGUCAUAUUACUGAGCAUGAAGUCAGGUUUUACACCUCCUUCCUGGAUCAAGCUGAAGAGAGAGACCCAAGAAAGGUCUCAGCUAGAAACAGCACCUAUCUGAAGUCCAGGGUUGGGAGAACUCAGCUGUAGUUCAUCAAUUCUAAGGUCAGAAGACAUCACUGUGAUCAUCUAGUCUGACCUGCUGUAUAACACAGGCCAUAGAACUCCCCCAAAUAAUCCCUGUUUGAACUAGAAUCUCUCUUUUAGGAAAAGAUCCAAUGUUGAUUAUAAAAUUGCCAGUGAUGGAAAUUCCACUAUAUCCCAUAAUAAAUUGUUCCAAUGGU
Molecule: messenger RNA, 1726 nt
Organism: Trachemys scripta elegans
Lineage: Eukaryota; Metazoa; Chordata; Testudines; Emydidae
Gene: FAM216B
Product: family with sequence similarity 216 member B
Exons: 3
Coding region: 1182-1532 (116 amino acids)
Source: RefSeq, a predicted model, not a curated record